AAAACUAAUCUCGGAGUUUAUAAACGUCGUGACGCCUCCAAUUCCUUGCCAGUUAACUAACGUACUCCAUCGAGUGCAGAUUGUGACAAGGAAAAGUUUUGUGAUACUCCGAAAAGAACCCAGACUCCAAGAUGUCUUUGGAACGUGCAGUUCGUGCCAAGAUUGCGCUCAAGCGCAACCCUGAGAUGGACAAAGAAGCCCAAGAAUGGAUUGAAACCAUUCUUGGUGCGAAGUUCCCGGCUGGGGUCGCUUACGAAGAUCACAUUAAGGACGGUAUCAUCCUUUGCAAAUUGAUCAACAAAUUGGCUCCAGGAUCUGUGGGAAAAAUCAACGAAUCUGGUGGCCAGUUCAAGAUGAUGGAGAACAUCAACAACUUCCAAAAAGCUAUCCAAGCUUACGGAGUAGCUGAAAUCGAUGUUUUCCAGACUGUCGAUUUAUGGGAAAAGAAGGAUAUUGCCAACGUGACCAACACAAUCUUCGCCAUUGGACGUGCGAGCUACAAGCACCCUGAGUGGAAGGGACCAUACUUGGGACCCAAGCCAGCUGAUGAGUGCAAACGUGACUUCACAGAGGAACAAUUGGCCGCUGGUAAGACAGUUAUCGGUCUUCAAGCUGGCUCUAACAAGGGGGCUACUCAAGCUGGACAGAAUAUUGGUGCCGGCCGUAAGAUCUUGCUUGGAAAGUAAAACAUUUAUUUUACCAUUUCCACCCUACAUUGAAGAAAUACCAAUAUUCUUGAAAUCGAAAUAUAAAAUCUAUUUUUAUAUUUAUAUUUAA
Messenger RNA from Hermetia illucens (black soldier fly), 777 nucleotides. RefSeq names its product muscle-specific protein 20-like. The transcript has 3 exons. The record is from RefSeq and is a predicted model, not a curated record. Bases 132 to 686 code for a protein of 184 amino acids. Gene Ontology annotation, molecular function: protein binding. Lineage: Eukaryota; Metazoa; Arthropoda; Insecta; Diptera; Stratiomyidae.